Anastrepha ludens (Mexican fruit fly) is the source of this 2100-nucleotide messenger RNA. RefSeq names its product FMRFamide neuropeptides (gene FMRFa). Gene Ontology annotation, biological process: neuropeptide signaling pathway. The record is from RefSeq and is a predicted model, not a curated record. The coding region runs from base 518 to 1621 and encodes 367 amino acids. NCBI's taxonomy places the organism in Eukaryota, Metazoa, Arthropoda, Insecta, Diptera, Tephritidae. The transcript is spliced from 2 exons.
ACGGGCAACAAGUGCCAAAGUGCCAAGCGAACGAACAAACGGGCAGAGCAGCAAGACCGGUAAAAACGGCUAAACAGCAUCAAGCGUCAAGUACCAUUUUUAUUUGUGGCAUCAAUCAUAAUCAGUUUAAGGCUGUGCAAGUAGUGCUGGUCAAGAGGAAAGCUCCAAUUUUUCCUUCACGAAACGGAACCGGAAGUUGUUAUUGUGUUGUUGCCAGUCAACAAAACAACAAAUUAGACGAAAAAAAAAGAGAGAAACAAAACUAAAAAGUGCAUAUUAAUAUAAAUUUCAAGCUCGAACCGUUAAAAUGAUUGAAUGAUUUUUGUACCGCGCAAUUUUGCCCCUAUUAGUUUUUGAAUUAACUCGCCAAGAAAAGCCGCAGGGCGAGUGUGGUUCGUUUGUGUCGAAGUGUGUGUUUGUGUGGUUUGACGGAACGUCAAUAGUUUUACACGCGACUUACAGUUAAAACUGCGGCCGAACUGGAAAUUUAAAAGCACGCAUCGACAUCGUCUCGAAUAUGGGUCCUCUGCUCGUUUUCUUCCUGUAUAUACUUCAAUUGCAAGCAUCGAUACGCAGUGAAAUCAUCGAAACUCCAAAUGCCAAUCUGAACACCAUUUCUGAAUCUGAAGAUGAUGACUUGAAUAGGAGUAAGCUCAAAGCACGUCAUAUUACCACAACUGUAGAUCCACUUGAUCUGCCCUUCGUAAAAGCCGGCUACGACCAAACGGAAAUAGAGUUCCUCUAUCCAAUUGCUUCACUGACCAUUGAUUACGCGAAGAAUUUAAUUACUUUGACAUUCCGCAAAACGAAGGCUGAUGAAAAGGAGGCGCGUCGUCGCAAAUCUCUUGAUGAGAAUUUCAUGCGCUUCGGCCGCGAUUCUCCAGAUUUUAUGCGUUUUGGUCGCAAACCUUCAGAUUUUAUGCGCUUCGGAAAGCGCACACUCGAGCAGGUACCAAAAGUGAAUAGUCUCGAUAACGAGUAUAUCUACGACAAGGAUGCUGAUGCAAGUCGUCGCAUUGAACGUAGCCAAGAGGCUAUACGCGAUUCACGAGGUGACAAUUUCAUGCGCUUUGGACGAAACAGCAAUGACUUCUUGCGAUUUGGACGUGCUUCGGAGGAUUUUAUGCGCUUUGGGAGGAAUCCUUCGGACUUCAUGCGCCUUGGACGCGGAGGUUCUGAUGAUUUCAUGCGCUUCGGGCGCACGCAGAAGGAGCGACGUGGAUCCGAUAAAGAUUUCAUGCGUUUCGGACGGUCUGAUAACUUCUUGCGAUUUGGCAGAUCAUACAAUACGCCUACAGCUUCACCGAAUUUCAUUCGUUUCGGCAAACUGGACCAGAACUUUAUGCGAUUUGGUAAGAGUUUAGAUCAUCCAGUAAAGGAAAAUAGUACAAAGCCGCCGUUGCCAAAAGAAGUGAUCAAAGAAGCGGCAAAAAUUCUACACCAAGCCGAACGAUUCGGAGGAGAGGGUGAGAGCAAUCCGAUGGACCGGGCCAUCAAGGUGCUGUUCGGCAAGGAUGAACGGCAUGAAACGUCGGCGCAAGAUGACAAGGACGAGCAAAAUAAUGAAGAUGCUUCCAACGACGACAUGGCGCCCGAUUACGAGUUUAAUGUGACACAAUGAAGGGAAUAUUUUUGAGUGGUUUAUAAUCGUAUUUUUUGAUGACCAUAUGUAAAUAUCUAGAUAAUCUCUUUCAAAUUAAUUAAGUGGCAGCGGAAGUAAUGCAAACAGACACACUUAACUAAUGACAUACAUACACAAUGUUCUAUAGAAACACACACAUGUAAAGGCACAAAUAUAGUGCACAAAAAAGUGUAUAUGAAAAAAGUUCAUUCAGACAAUUGAUGUAGCUGGAUAUACAUAUGAAGUAUGUUCAGGGUGAAUUUUUAUUAGGGCUGGAUUAAAAGUUCACUUCCUGAAAGAGUUCCUUACUCUGUCUAUAUCCACACUCAUGUAUACGACGAUAUAUUGGAAUGUAAACUAUGUAUUUGUAGAAGUGGUUAAGAUUAUACACAAAAUCGAUAUAGAUAUAUAAAAUAUAUAUAUAAAUAUUUUAGCAUCAUAAAUGUACUUAAUAUACAAUACAAAAACAAAAAACAUAU